CCAAGAUACAGGAGAGAGGCGCAGCACAGUGACGACUGCAAUUUGAACAAUGAGCUUCGCAGAGUUUUAUUUUAAUGUGGACAAUGGUUACCUGGAGGGUUUGGUCAGAGGGUUUAAAGGUGGCAUCCUGAAGCAAGCAGAUUUCCUCAACCUGGUGCAAUGUCAGACUCUGGAGGACUUGAAGUUCCAUCUCCAGAGCACGGACUAUGGAAGUUUCCUGUCCAAUGAAUCUGGCCCUCUCACUGUAUCAGUGAUCGAUGAUAAACUGAAACAGAAACUGCUGCUGGAAUUUGUCUACCUGAGGAACCAUGCGCUGCAGCCACUCACCACCUUCCUGGAUUACAUCACGUACAGCUACAUGAUUGACAAUGUUAUCCUGCUGAUUACGGGCACACUGCACCAACGUCCCAUCUCUGAACUCCUCCCUAAAUGCCAUCCCCUGGGCAGCUUUGAACAGAUGGAAGCCGUCCAUAUUGCCCAGACUCCGGCUGAGCUCUACAAUGCUAUCCUGGUUGACACACCACUAGCUUCCUUCUUCCAAGACUGCAUCUCAGAGAAUGACCUGGAUGAAGUCAAUAUUGAAAUAUUACGAAACAAACUUUACAAGGCUUAUCUCGAAUCGUUUUACAGCUUCUGUAAAGAGCAAGGUGGGCAGACGGAACAGGUGAUGUGCCCCAUACUGGAGUUUGAAGCUGACCGCCGUGCAUUCAUCAUCACCCUGAACUCCUUUGGCACGGAGCUGAGCAGAGAGGUCCGGUCGGCCCUGUACCCUUGCUGUGGGCGGCUGCAUCCUGAUGGUUUAGCUGUCUUGUCCAAUGCUGAAGACUUUGAGCACGUGCGUGCCGUGGCUGAAUAUUAUGCGGAAUAUAAAUAUUUGUUUGAAGGUGCGGGGAAAAAUUCUGAUGAGAAGACCCUCGAGGAUAAGUUCUUUGAAUAUGAGGUGAAGCUCAACAUGCUGGCGUUUGAAAGCCAGUUUCACUUUGGUGUGUUUCACGCGUACAUGAAGCUGAAGGAGCAGGAGUGUCGGAACAUUGUGUGGAUCGCAGAGUGUAUUGCCCAGAGACAUCGUGCUCGCAUCGACAACUACAUCCCCAUAUUCUAACUACAUCGGAGCAGAUCUGAUGUUACCAACUCUGUAACAUGUACCAAGCAACUGAUGCUCAAUCACAAGCCGCAGUAACUUACACGAGUAACCUCCUUCCCAAUAAACUUGAAGUCAUCUACUCUUUGCUCUUCACCUGAGUUGCCCCCAGUAAUCAACCUUUAGUCAUUUGCUUGUCUUCAUGGUCAAUCCAGGGGGGAGUAGUUCCAGAGUGGAACUCAAAUUUCACUUUAUCUUAGAUUAGAUUCCUUUAUUGUCAUUCAGACCUUUCGGUCUGAACGAAAUUUCGUUGC
Messenger RNA from Amblyraja radiata (thorny skate), 1395 nucleotides. RefSeq names its product V-type proton ATPase subunit d 1-like. Gene Ontology annotation, molecular function: proton-transporting ATPase activity, rotational mechanism. Bases 50 to 1102 code for a protein of 350 amino acids. The record is from RefSeq and is a predicted model, not a curated record. The transcript is spliced from 8 exons. Gene Ontology annotation, biological process: proton transmembrane transport. Gene Ontology annotation, cellular component: proton-transporting V-type ATPase, V0 domain. Lineage: Eukaryota; Metazoa; Chordata; Chondrichthyes; Rajiformes; Rajidae.